Truncatella angustata is the source of this 2514-nucleotide messenger RNA. Its product is annotated as fungal cellulose binding domain-containing protein. Gene Ontology annotation, biological process: carbohydrate metabolic process. The transcript has 10 exons. Bases 1 to 2514 code for a protein of 837 amino acids. Lineage: Eukaryota; Fungi; Ascomycota; Sordariomycetes; Amphisphaeriales; Sporocadaceae. Gene Ontology annotation, molecular function: oxidoreductase activity, acting on CH-OH group of donors; flavin adenine dinucleotide binding; cellulose binding. The record is from RefSeq and is a predicted model, not a curated record. Gene Ontology annotation, cellular component: extracellular region.
AUGGGUUUCCGUCGUCUAGCGGCACUGCUGCUUACAGCGAGCUUCAAUAUUCGAAAUGCCUUGGCUCAAAGUUCCACGGCAGUCGUCUACACAGACCCCGGAACCGGCAUCACAUUCGAUACAUGGCCAGUGCCCAGCACUUCUACAGCAGGAGGGCUGACCUUUGGUAUGGCCUUGCCCUCGGAUGCGCUCACUACCAAUGCGGAUGAGUUCGUUGGAUAUCUUCAAUGUGCAUCAACCAGCACAACCGCGACUGGCUGGUGUGGUAUAUCACUUGGCGGCUCGAUGACGAACAACCUCCUACUUAUGGCUUGGCCCUACGAGAAUCAGAUCUACACAAGCUUCUUGUGGGCUACCGGAUACACGCAGCCAGGACCAUACACCGGUGAUGCAGCAGUGACUCAGAUAUCCUCCACCAUAAACGCAACCCACUUUACCCUCGUCUUCCGCUGCCAGAACUGUCUGUCAUGGGAUCAAAACGGGGCAACGGGCAGUGUAUCCACUAGUGCUGGCUACUUCGUUCUAGGAUGGGCACAGGCUUUGCCGCAGCCAACAAAUCCCGACUGUCCUGCAAACGUCGUUAUGCUUCAGCAUGAAGCUCAAGGCAUCUUUGCGGCCAGGUUUGAUAGCAGUGUUGCCAACACGUCCUAUACAGCAUGGGCAGCCAAAGCAACCAAGACAGUUACUGGGGCGUGCGCAUCAGCGACUGCUACGACAACGACAACUACAUCAGCAACGACCACCGCAACAGCCACUGGGGUGCCCGUUCCAACGGCGAAGUAUGAUUACAUUGUCGUUGGCGCAGGUGCUGGUGGCAUCCCUAUCGCAGACAAGCUAAGCGAGGCAGGAAAGUCUGUACUCCUUAUCGAAAAAGGACCACCAUCUUCCGGACGCUGGGGAGGCGUCAUGAAGCCUGAUUGGCUGGACGGCACUAACCUAACUAGAUUUGAUGUACCUGGUCUUUGCAAUGAAAUUUGGGUGGAUUCAAAUGGAAUUGCAUGUAAGGAUACCGACCAAAUGGCUGGAUGCGUGCUCGGUGGGGGCACUGCUGUGAAUGCAGGCUUGUGGUGGAAGCCUAAGACAGAGGACUGGGACUACAACUUCCCUACGGGCUGGAAGUCUACCGAUAUGAAGGCUGCCACAAGCAGAGUUUUCUCCCGCAUUCCUGGCACUGAGGUCCCGUCCAAGGAUGGCAAGUUAUACUACCAACAAGGAUUCAAUGUUCUUGCUGGCGGUCUUGCUAAAGCUGGUUGGGAGAAUAUUACAGCCAACAGCGAGCCAGAUGAAAAGAACCAUACUUUCUCUCAUGGCGAGUUCAUGUUUUCAAAUGGUGAGCGAGGCGGACCUAUGGCAACUUACCUCGUGACAGCUAAUGCGAGAUCGAACUUCGAUAUCUGGAUGAACACUGCUGUCAAGCGAGUAAUUCGGGCUGGCGGCCAUGUCACUGGUAUCGAAGUCGAGCCAUAUGGAGAUGGUGGCUACACCGGGGUUGUCAAUGUUACCUCAGUCAGUGGCCGUGUGAUCCUCUCUGCUGGCACCUUUGGUUCUGCUAAACUACUCUUGCGGAGCGGUAUUGGGCCAGCAGAUCAACUCGCAAUUGUCCAGAAAUCUAGUGAUGGUCCUACCAUGAUCAACUCAACUGACUGGGUUACCCUUCCCGUUGGAUACAAUCUAGAUGACCACGUCAACACCGAUACAGUUGUAUCUCACCCCGACGUUGUCUUCUACGAUUUCUAUGAAGCUUGGGACAACCCGCCAGCUGCUGAUGAGAGCCUCUAUCUCAACAAGCGUUCCGGUAUUCUCGCUCAAGCAGCGCCGAAUAUUGGACCUCUCUUCUGGGAUGAGAUUACCGGCGCUGAUGGCAUCGUUCGUCAACUGCAAUGGACAGCUAGAGUAGAGGGUAGCGAUGGCAUUGCCAAUGGGAACUCGAUGACAAUGAGUCAAUAUCUUGGCCGAGGCGCCACUUCACGAGGUCGCAUGACAAUUACUUCAGACCUGUCCACGAUCGUUUCAACACUGCCGUAUUUAAACGAUAAGAACGAUGUCCAAGCCGUUAUUCAAGGUAUCAAAAACCUUCAAGCAGCUCUAUCCAAUGUCAAGAACUUGACAUGGGAAUACCCAACUGCCAGCGAGACCGUGGAGGACUUUGUGAACAAUAUGGUUGUUUCAUAUUCGAACCGACGCGCCAACCAUUGGAUUGGUACGAACAAAAUUGGUACCGACGAUGGUCGACAGGGCGGUUCGGCUGUUGUGGACACCAACGCCAAGGUCUGGGGCACAGACAACCUGUUCGUUGUUGAUGCUAGUAUUUUUCCUGGUCAUGUCACAACCAAUCCUUCGUCGUACAUCGUCGUUGCUUCGGAGCGAGCAUCUGAGCGCAUACUCGCCUUGGCAACCUCCGCUGCUGGUGCCAAGUAUGCGCAGUGUGGCGGCUCCACCUGGAAUGGCAGUUUCCAAUGUGCUACUGGUUUGGUAUGCACGCGCAAGGACACGUACUAUUCACAAUGCCUGUGA